GAUGUUCUAAUAAUCGUUGUACGGCCUACUGUAUUCGGUGUUCUCCGGCAUCCAGCGUCAGCAUAAUCUUGCUACCUGUAAGCCGUUCCAGUGCGGCGCGACUGGCCGCUUGCCCGAUCCCUGCCCGUGCGGCCACGACGCGUGACCGACGAAGUCGUCGUCGUCGGAGACGAUCAAUGUGAUUUGCCAUCCUCCUUCAUCCUUACGCUUGAUGAAAGCCACGUUUUGAUUUGUCAGACAGAAAAACCAGUUCCACACGUCUCCAGUCCAACUUUUAUUCUUCAUAUACAUACUACACGCUAUGUUCUUCACACUGCUUCAUAGUAGUUCAUCGGCCAACGAGGAGCAGAGGCCUCAUGAUGGAUAUGGUGUAUAUUCCCAUCUUCAUCCUCGUAUUCUUUAGUUCUCCCUGCCAAUCCAACAACCAGCUAACACAAGCAAAGCCACUCUUCCUCAAAGACAAGCUCGUUUCAGAGGGCGGGGACUUUGCUCUUGGAUUCUUCUCCCCAACCAAUUCGAGUCGCAAGUUAUACAUCGGAAUUUGGUACAACAGUAUCCCAGAGCGCACCGUGGUGUGGGUCGCCAACCGUGACAACCCAAUCAACUCCCCUUCAUCAGCGAAGCUCGCCAUCACCAACAAUUCAGAGUUAGUGUUGUCAGAUUCCCAAGGCCAAAGUAUUUGGAAGACGAACAACACAAGGGGAGGUGCUGGAGCUUUUGCGGUAAUACUCAACUCUGGAAACUUUGUCCUUCGGUUACCAAACGGCAGGGACAUAUGGCAAAGCUUUGAUCACCCGACCGACACAAUUCUUCCAACCAUGAGGUUUAUCCUGAGAUACAAAGCACCGCCGGCGGCAACACGCUUCUUUGCUUGGAAGGGCCCUGAUGAUCCAUCAACCGGUGAUAUCUCUUGCGGCUUGGAUCCCACCUUGAACCUUGAGAUGUUCAUUUGGAACAGGACUUUGCCGUACAUCCGUUUCUCUAUUGUUAAUGGUGUUUCAGUAUCUGGUGGCACAUACCAGAUCAACGGUAGCUCCAUCAUCAUGUACGAAGAGAUGAUCAGCACAAGGGACGAGCUAUACUGUAAGUACACAGUCUCACCUGGCUCACCCUACAUGCGUUUUUCAUUAGACUACACAGGCAAGUUGAGGUUGUUUAGUUGGAGCAGCGCCGCAUCGUCAUGGGCAGUCAUCUUUGAGCGUCCGACGGCUGAUUGUGAUCUCUAUGCCUCUUGUGGCCCAUUCGGCUUUUGCGACCUCACGGAGGCAAUCCCGACAUGCCACUGCCCUGACGGUUUCGAGGUUGUCAACCAGCUCAACUUCUCGAGAGGAUGCCGGAGAAAGGAAGCGAUAAAAUGUGGAAAGGAGAGCUAUUUCACAACCAUGCCUAAUAUGAAGGUCCCUGACAAGUUCUUGCACAUUAGGAAUAGAAGCUUCGACCAGUGUGCAUCCGAGUGCACAAGGAAUUGCUCGUGUGUGGCAUAUGCCUACGCCAACCUAAGCAAUGCUGGCACUACGGGCGACACAUCGAGGUGUUUGGUUUGGACAGGGGAUCUCAUCGACAUGCAGAAGGCCAGCUUUAUUGCAGAGAAUUUGUACAUCCGGCUAGGUGAAUCCCCUGUUCAAAAGAAGAGCAAUUUACUGAAGAUUUUACUCCCGGUUCUAGUAUAUGUGCUGCUACUCGUAUUCACAGCCCUGAUCUGGACAUGCAAAUACAGAGGCACACAGAAAAAGAAGAAAGCCCAGAAGAGAAUGAUGCUAGAAUAUUUGAGGUCUACGGAUGAAGCUGGGGAUAAGAACAUAGAGUUUCCAUUUAUUAGUUUUGAAGACAUUGUUUUGGCCACGGACAAUUUCUCCGACUCAAAUAUGCUUGGGAAGGGAGGCUUUGGCAAAGUUUACAAGGGAAUGUUGGAAGGUGCAAAUGAAGUAGCCAUCAAGAGACUUAGUAAGGGAUCUGGACAAGGAACACAUGAGUUCAGAAAUGAAGUAAUCUUGAUAGCCAAAUUGCAGCACAAGAACCUAGUUAAGCUCCUUGGUUGCUGUAUUCAUGAAGAUGAAAGGUUGCUAGUUUACGAAUACUUACCCAACAAAAGCUUGGAUUACUUCCUCUUUGACUCUUCAAGAAAACCGCUGCUUCAAUGGCCGACAAGGCGUAAGAUAAUUCAAGGAAUUGCUAGAGGAAUUCUUUACCUCCACCAAGAUUCAAGAUUAACAAUAAUCCAUAGAGAUCUGAAAGCAAGCAACAUUUUGCUAGAUAAAGAGAUGAUCCCUAAGAUAUCAGAUUUUGGCAUGGCUAGGAUAUUUUGUGGUGAGCAGAUCCAAGCAAAUACAAAUCGAGUUGUAGGGACAUAUGGCUACAUGUCCCGUGAAUAUGCAAUGGAAGGCAUCUUUUCAGUUAAAUCUGACACCUACAGCUUCGGUGUUCUACUACUGGAGAUUGUAAGUGGAUUAAAGAUCAGCUCACCACAUCUUAUAAUGGAUUUUCCUAACCUCAUAGCAUAUGCAUGGAAGUUGUGGAAAGAUGGCAAAACAGAGGAUUUCUUGGACUCAACUGUUAUGGAUAAUUGUUCCCUCCACGAGGUUUCAAGAUGCGUCCACAUAGGACUUUUGUGUGUUCAAGACAGUCCCAACUGUAGGCCGCUCAUGUCAACCGUUGUGUUCAUGUUGGAGAAUGAAUCAACACCACUUCCAGCACCAAAACAACCUGUAUAUUUUUCACCACAGGGUUCUGAAAAGGCCGGUGACAACACGGAGUCAUCCAUGAAUGGCCUGAGCCUCACGGCAUUAGAGGGUCGUUAGAUAUUCAAUGACAACUUUUACUCUACAUGAAUUAUUUCAGCAAUCACAACAUUGUAAUAAGUCCUUACUGUAUAUGGAGAAGUUAGUGGUUGUACUGUCUGUGAACUUAUUUUACAGAAAGCAUGCCACACUGGAUUUGAGUUGAGCAUGUGUAUUUAAGGAAGCUGAUAUGAUACAUUUUUCA
This is a messenger RNA of Setaria italica (foxtail millet), 2982 nucleotides long. RefSeq names its product G-type lectin S-receptor-like serine/threonine-protein kinase B120. Gene Ontology annotation, biological process: recognition of pollen; protein phosphorylation. The record is from RefSeq and is a predicted model, not a curated record. The transcript has 7 exons. Gene Ontology annotation, molecular function: protein serine/threonine kinase activity; ATP binding. NCBI's taxonomy places the organism in Eukaryota, Viridiplantae, Streptophyta, Magnoliopsida, Poales, Poaceae. The coding region runs from base 357 to 2798 and encodes 813 amino acids.